AUUAAAAGAUCAAUUCGUCAUUGUGGCAUGCACUCGCAUACCUCUGAUUAUGAACACGGGUAUGCCUAUAUAGUAAAGGAAUUUACUCCGGAUGAGUGCAGAAGAGCUCAUUUAUUGAAUUCCUUAAAUCUUGCACAUGAUUAUAACUUGAGAGAAUUAAAACGAAAUGGAACUACACGGGGAGAAGCUCUUAUUAUAGGAAAUGUAAAAGGUAGCACUUGCGAUGGAGGAACUUAUAGAACACCGUUUUAUACGUGGACUAAUGCAUUAGUUUACUAUGAAUACGAAAUAACAUUGCGCGACUAUAUGGCAACAAUUGAUAUUGAAAAUAAUGAAAUAAAAUUGCGAAAUGGAUUAGUGUGUAUUUAUACCCAUGGAAAAUGUUUAGAUUCUGAAGAUGGGUAUUUAACUUGGGAUAUAAAUCUGAAGGAAAGGUGCGAAGAUACAGAGUUUGAGGUAAUAUAUGAAGGUAUAGUUAAUAAAACUUUAGAUAAUAAUACACAUAAAGUUGGAGGAAAAUUUAACGCUAUAUAUACAACUAUUUCAAAUACGCAUUUAUUUUCAAUAAAAACAAGAGAUGUGACGAAAAUUUGCGGAUAUACUGGUUACAAAACAGAUCAUCCUCGCAUUCUGAUAUUAGAGGAAGCUGAAUUCAGGUCUCCUUUUAAGCGUAAACCGACAAGUAAGAAUUAUGAUAUUUUUACAUAUUUUAAUUCAAAAAUCACGUUGGUGGAAAAUUAUAUUGGUCAAAAACUGGACGAUGUUUAUGGAACCAUUAUGACUGAAAUGUGUAAAAUUGAUAAAGCCAUGAUGGAAACAAAGCUAACUCUAGCAAGAUUGAAUCCCACAGAAUUUGUUAAUAGUAUUGUAAAGCAGCCUAGGUACACAGCAGUUGUAGCUGGAGAAGUGCUUCACAUACUGGAAUGUAAACCGGUUUAUGUAACCUAUCGAACAUCUGAGAGAUGCUACCAAGAGAUACCAGUCAAUUAUAAUAAUGCAACGAUGUUUUUGACUCCAGUAACUCGUAUAUUGCAAAAAAGAGGUACUGAAAUUGAUUGCACCCCUAUACUCCCAGCAAAAUUCAGAUUUGGAAAUCGAUGGUACACUACAGACGGACGUCUUAGAGAGACCACAUCACCCAACAAAUUAACCACUGACAUAAUAACUACGUGGUCAUACACCCCACUUCCGAGUUUAAUGGAGAGUGGCGUUUAUGAUUCAGACAGCAUUGAUAAAAUGCGAAAUAUGAUUUAUGAGCAAGGAGAUAGGAGAAUAGCCUCAACCAUUUUACAUAAAGUCUUAUCGGGACAACACCCAAAUUAUCAGGGAUUCAGUUUCGAUGCAUUAGUAUCAGAAAAGAUAAUCGAAAAUGUUUUAAAUAAAUAUUGGAAAAAGUUCAUUUCAUGGUCAAAUUGGAUAGGAAAUGUAACAUCAACAUUCAUAGGAAUUUAUAUGAUUGGACGAAUAAUAAAAUUUGUUUUCGACACUAUUAUGCACGGAAAAAUAUUAUAUGACAUCUACGGUCUUGGAUGGCAAUUAUUAGCGUCGUUUUGGGAUUCAUUGACGACAUUUCUAUCUCAUAGAAAUGCUAUAAAAAAACAACGAAAAGAGGUGAACGAUGAUCUUUCGAAUUCAGCCAGAGAGAUAAAAAAUCUUGAAAUUGAAACUAACGAGCUUAGACAGCCACCAGCUCAUUACUACCCUAGAAUUAUUGUGGAUGAAAGAUCAAAUUAACCGACUUAAUUUCCAAGGAAAUUUUUUCACGGGGUCCGGAGGUCCUAUUUUGUUUGUAAAUCUACAUAGUUGAUUUACGGGGUCCGGUGUAGAUUACGAGGAUGAAUUUGAGCUUGUUUACAAUAACCUAAACCAAUAAAUUUUAAUCUCAAAGUGAUUUGUAAACCAAGGAAACGAACAUGUGGUCUAGACUUAGACGGAGACGUCGGUUGUAUAUUUAUCGACUAGACCGCCUUCAUGUUGAAAUUGGGGCAAUAAAAAAAGGACCAAAUCUUAUCCUCAAUGCAGGAUAAACAGAAUUCAAUGUUUAUUCCUUUACGGCAUAGAUUCGUUAUGUUUCUAUUCGCCUAUGCGUAAGCUAUAUUCACCACUUAGAUCCUUGAUCGAGUGGUGAGAAGAGAAUCGCUCUCUAUUUCCACUCUUCGCUUAAUUUUGGAUUCUCCUUUUGCUUUGGUAAAUUUUGAGUAAAUCUCACGCACACAUCUAUUUUGUUAUUCGGAAAACUCUCAAAUGAGAGGAAAAUGUAUAGAUUAAAGAACUAACAUAGACAUAAGAAAAAUGUAAA
Malaya genurostris is the source of this 2299-nucleotide messenger RNA. RefSeq lists its product as uncharacterized. Bases 28 to 1734 code for a protein of 568 amino acids. The transcript has a single exon. NCBI's taxonomy places the organism in Eukaryota, Metazoa, Arthropoda, Insecta, Diptera, Culicidae. The record is from RefSeq and is a predicted model, not a curated record.